Anguilla anguilla (European eel) is the source of this 2543-nucleotide messenger RNA. RefSeq names its product zinc finger protein 2-like. The transcript has 2 exons. Gene Ontology annotation, cellular component: nucleus. The record is from RefSeq and is a predicted model, not a curated record. Lineage: Eukaryota; Metazoa; Chordata; Actinopteri; Anguilliformes; Anguillidae. The coding region runs from base 38 to 1765 and encodes 575 amino acids.
GAGCCAGAGUGUGUUACAGCACACAGCGGGGCAGGUUAUGCAGGACGCUGAGACAACACUACCAGAGCUCACUGAGCAGCACAGGAUCAGACAGAAGGAAGAGGAACUCAGUGGACUGGAGUCUGUCCACAUGGCAGAGUCAGAGACAGAUUGUGCUGCACCAGGACUGAACACACUGGAGCCAGAGUGUGUUACAGCACACAGCAGGGUCAGUGAUGUACACCACACACACACAUCACUGAUUAAAACAGAAACUGAUCUGGGCUCCACCCGAACUGGGGAUCUUAAGACAGAGACCCUCGACAGUACAGAGCUGGGAUAUGUAACCCAUCUGCAUCCUGACCAAAUCAAAACAGAGACUGAUGAUGGAGGAUACCUUAAGGCAGAACACAUUAGUGACUUGCAGGAUGUUAAAUGUGUUCAUAUUAAAUCUGAUCAAAUGAAGUGUGAAUCCAGUGAAAGUUUAGUGAGUGAUCUCAUGAAUCCUGUGAUGAAUGGAGCUGGUGUUGAUCACAAAGAUCAGACUGAACCAUGGCAAUGUGCAGGAGAGCCAAACACAGACUGCACAAAAGAAGAUAUACAUGAUUUGAUGACCCAAUGUGAGGACGUAAACCAUCACAGUGACAUAAACAAUGAAAAUAAUCUGACCAGAAUUGUCCAGAAAAGUAGAAAUCUUAGAAAAAAUCCUAAAUCGUGUAGGAAGAUGAGUGAGACAAUUGAGUCCAUUAUGAACAAUUCAAAGAAAAGCAAAAUGCUUUCAAAUUUCUUCCAAAGCAAGACAGUUCAUAGAAAUAAAGGUGAAAUUAAUAUGGGUGAAAUGUCAUACAAGUGUACACAGUGUGAGAAGUGUUUUUGUUCAAAAUAUUACUUGGAUAUACACCUCAGAAUUCAUACCGGUGAAAAACCAUUCAAGUGUAUACAUUGUGCAAAGUGUUUUAAUAGAAAAUCAGGUUUACAUUUGCACCUGAAAAUUCAUUCAGAUGAAAAACCAUACAAGUGUACACAGUGUGAGAAGUGUUUUCGUAUAAAAACAGCUUUAAAUAUACAUAUAAGAACUCAUACUGGUGAAAGGCCCUACAAAUGUCCUCAGUGUGGGAAGUGUUUUCGUUCGAAUUCUACUUUGAGUAUACACCAGCAAAUUCAUUCAGGUGAAAAGCCCUACAAAUGUUCCCAGUGUUGCAAGUUCUUUUCAAGAAUAUCUCAUUUAAAUAGCCACCAGAAAAUUCAUACAGGUGAAAAGCCCUACAAAUGUAUCCAGUGUGAGAAGGAUUUUAGUACAAAAUAUUAUUUAGCCGUACACCUGAGGAUUCAUACGGGUGAAAAGCCGUAUAAGUGUAUGCAUUGUGAGAAGUGUUUUCAUAGAAAAUCUGGUUUACAGAUGCACCUGAGAAUUCAUACAGGUGAAAAGCCCUACAAGUGUCUGCAUUGUGAGAAGUGUUUUCAUAGAAAAUCUGCUUUAAAUUUUCACCAGCAAGUUCAUUCAGGUGAAAAUCCCUACAAAUGUUCUCAGUGUUGUAAGUACUUUUCCAGAAUAUAUCAUUUAAAUAGCCACCAGAAAAUUCAUAGAGGCGAAAAGCCCUACAAGUGUACCCAGUGUGAGAAGUGUUUUAGUACAAAGUUUUAUUUAGGUGUACACAUGAGAAUACAUACAGGGGAAAAGCCAUACAAAUGUAUGCAUUGUGAAAAGUGUUUUUGUAGAAACUCUAGUUUACAGAUGCACCUGAGAAUUCACACAGGUGAAAAGCCCUACAUGUCUUCUCCGUGAGGGAAGUACUUUUGCUCAUUUACCAAAAUCCCUUCAUAUUGUUUUAGGACAAACCACCAUGUCGCAGUUUCCAAAUUCGUAUUUGGUGGGUGUUUAUUUGGAGUAGGAUUGAAUGAAAUGUAGUAAGCUGGUCAUUUUGCAGUGCUUAUAAUGGUGCAGUUUUUUCAUUUGAUAUUGCUUGCCCUAUUGCAUUUUGGACAGACAUCUGAAAAAAUGACAGAGUGACUGGGACAAACUGGGAUGCCAUUUUCUAUUUAUGAAAAGUGGUUUAGAAUGUUUUAUUCUUUAAAAAAAAAUGUAAUUUUAGUUCUUUGUAAAUGUAAAAUGAAAUUCCUUCUGGAUUGAUGGGUGAUAUUUUGUGAUGAUUAAAUUACUACCAAUGUAAUUUGUUUGACGGAAACAGUGUAAAAACAGUUUGGAUAUACUAUCAAAAGGAACAUGGUAAUCUGUAAUGUGUAUUUCAGCUAAAGGUGAUUGUUAGACUUAAGGCAGUAGGUUUUGUCUGAGAUAUUUGUCUUUAUUAUCUCUGUUUCUGCAGACCCUGCACAUUCAAUUUCAAAUCAAAAUGUUAUACUUAAACUUUGUAUCAAAAAACUUGGACUUUCUGACAUUUUCAGUUUCUGAAUACAAAGGUUUUUUCUUAAAUUUCACAUACUGUACAUGUGCUGUAUAUAUCUGUACAAAUGAAUGAUGGCUUUAUAUUUUGUAUUGGUUUCAGCCUGGACUGUGAUUCUUUCCCUCUUUAAUAAAUGCCUGUUUCUUGUUCCUCAUGUAUUGA